Messenger RNA from Penicillium coprophilum, 1062 nucleotides. RefSeq names its product mitochondrial ATPase complex subunit ATP10. NCBI's taxonomy places the organism in Eukaryota, Fungi, Ascomycota, Eurotiomycetes, Eurotiales, Aspergillaceae. Gene Ontology annotation, cellular component: mitochondrial inner membrane. Gene Ontology annotation, biological process: mitochondrial proton-transporting ATP synthase complex assembly. Bases 1 to 1062 code for a protein of 353 amino acids. The transcript is spliced from 2 exons. The record is from RefSeq and is a predicted model, not a curated record.
AUGUGGAAAUCUGCUCUCCCCACCUUGGUGACCGACCUCUCCCUCCUGCAGACCGGCCGCUGUCUAAGCUGCCAAUUUCGCAACCCAACAACUCUCUCCAAGCUACGGACCAAACCAUUUUCUCUGCGCCAAUACUCCAGCAAGCCCGGAGAAACCGUCGACGACAAGUCCGCUACCCCCGCUCCCGUAAAAAGAACCAUAAGAAACGAGGGACACCGCCUACCGACUGCCAUCGAAUUCAAACAGAACCAGAAUGGGCCUCAGCCCGGCGACGCAGACUUUGUUCCUCCAACCCUAGACCGACCUAUCGGGAGCCCGCAAGCACCAUUAGAAGGACAGAACACAGGUAUUGACACGCGGUCGAUGCGCCAGCGGCGCGACGACUUCACCAACUAUGACCGACACAUCAAGCGGCGCAGGGAACUGACAAAACAAGUCGCCAAGCCGUAUUUCCGCGAAUGGUCCAAUCUCCGCUUCGCCGAGGGCAAGACCUUUGUCUCGAACCCACGGCUGUUCAAAGCCGAUAAAGCCCUUUACUUCCCGAACAUGCACGGCAUAACUCUGGCAUCACCUAAGGAUCCCCAGAACACGACAACCCAGCUCCGCGGCAGCAUCUCCGUCGUAAACUUAUUCUCAAGCUUGUGGGCUGAAAGCCAAGUUGCGACGUUUACGGGGCCAAAGCAGAACCCGGGACUUGUAGAGGCGCUGGCUAGCGGCGGAAGACAUGUGCAGAGGAUUGAUAUCAACCUCGAGGAGAACCGGUUGAAGGCGUUUCUGGUCAAGACCUUCAUGUGGCGGAUGCGGCAGAAGUUGCCAGCGCAGCAGCAUUCGCGCUACUUCCUUGUGCAGAAGGGCUUCGACCAGUCACUGAAGGAGACUAUUGGCAUGAUGAAUUCCAAGGUCGGUUAUGUCUACCUGGUUGAUUCGGAGUGCCGCAUUCGCUGGGCGGGCAGUGGACCGGCCGAAGCGUCUGAAUUGGAGGGACUUAAUGCUGGCUUGCGGAAGCUUAUUGAGGAGAAGAAUGCCGCUCUCCGGGCGCAGGACCCUUCUCGCAAGUAUUGA